CUGUAUGGCAGAAUCUAAUCAGAGAUCAAAGUCCGCGCUCUGACCAACAGUUAGAGCAGAGUAUGUUUUUGGUUUUACCCCUCACUGUCUAUACUCUUCCCUCCUUGUUGACUCCUGAUUGUGUGGAGAGGGACAUCUGCUUGGAUUCAGUUGAACAUCAUGUUGCUCCGGACUGGGGCCCUGCUCUUCCUCUUCACCUCCCUGGGUAGCUGCGCCACUUUAGUCUACUUCCAGGCUGAGGCAGCAAAGGUGGAGGCUCCUGCUGUGGAGCCAGGUGCUGAUGGCGAUGGAAUAUUCACCGUGAACAAGCAGGGAGGUGAAAAGCCUGAAACGGAGACCUUUGUGGCCCAUGAUGCAACAGAGACGGACAUUGGAAAGCCUGCUGGAGACGCUCCUGCAGUGGAUCCUCUCAGUGUGGAAGCUGUGAAUGUGGAACACGUUUCCUCUCGGGGGGAGACCAACGAGAUCAGACCCAUCCAGACAAACAAUUCCCCAAACAAACCCCCGCCACAAGAAGAUGCCAGCAUCUGGAGCAUGGACUCACUCAGAAACGGUGUUCAGACCGUGCACGGAUACUUUGACUCCCUGGUGGAGCUGGCUGGAGGGCACAACGGAGUGUGCCAGUACCGCUGCCGACACGGAGGACGUCCACAGCCUCGUCCUGGAUACCAGCUCCCAGAACCCGACGGCUGCAGCUCCGCUCUGGUGGGAUUUCAACUUGAUGUGGGAAUCCCCGCCAUGACGAAGUGCUGCAACCAGCUUGACGCCUGCUAUGACAUUUGUGGCAGGAACAAGUACGACUGUGAUGCCAAGUUUCGCGUGUGUCUGCACGCCAUCUGCUCCGACCUCAGGAGGAGCCUCGGCUUUGUGUCCAAGGUGCGAGCUUGUGAAACCAUGGCAGACGGUCUGUACAGCACGGUGUGGACUCUGGGUUGUAGGUCUUACAUGAACAGCCAGAGGGCGGCCUGCGUCUGCCCGGGCGAGGAGAGGGACGAGCUGUGACACAGACCUCUACGGACUAGUAACACAGUCACGGACUCUGCAUUUACAGGCCCUUUGUCUCACUCGAGCUGCACAAGAGCCCACUUGUGACUCGUGGAGACCGGAAAUUAAAAAAAAAAAGAAAUGAGGGAUUCCAGUGGACUGUUUUGUAGGAUUUAUUAAUAUGCAGUGGUGACAGAUAUUACACGUCUGGAUAUGACUUUCAGCAGCCUAAUGAAUUGCUCAUGCAUAUCUAACCAUCUUUACUCCUCUUUAUAGGCCAAAUUUAGGCCUCCAUGACUCCAUUAGCAUAAAUUACUUGAUGACUCCAAACAAACCAGCUGAUAGGAAGAUGGUGAUUAUUAUGCAGUCUUAUUAAUUGUCUCUUGAUUGAAAGGAAGAAAGUAAUUGUCAGAGUAAGGGCUCAUUGCAUGCUAAUGUCUAAAGCUUGCAUGCUCAAAGGCCAACUCAGUGUUACGUAACUGCGUUGCUCAUUAACACUACUUUGUUAAUGUUUGAUGUAAGUUUUAUGGUAGUUAUGUGUUACUUUUUAGGAAUAAGUGUGAGAGUAAUUGCAGUUUAACUGACAUGAUUACCUCUAGAUUAAUCCUCAGGGUGAUGAAGCAUGUGCUAAAGUUACUGGCGCAUCUUACUAAUAUCCCCUUCCUGCCACACUGUGAUGCGUGACAUGCUCCCCAGCCAUCGAUUACGCUCAGCAAACGAGUCAGAAUGCAUCUGCGGAUGUCCCGCUUGGAUUUUCCAAGUCAGCGAUGGUGUAAAAUAUAAAUCAGUCUUAUGAAUCCUCUAAGUCUCUAAGCUGUAAUCAAAUCUGAGAAAUGCCCCAAAGUGUGACCUAGAAAAACAUCCGUCAUGCUGUAGCAGCUUGAAGUGAACCGAGGCUCCUCUGAAUGGCUUCUAAUAGAAAUGUCAGUCACUUUUAAUGUCAGUGAGUUUUGCUGCCAACGUGGUAAAGAUACACAGGCUUAAAUGUGUUAAAUCAUCACCAGCAAUAUGAACGACAAGGGGACUAUGAAAAAAAGGACUGAGUGUGUAGAAGUCUACUUGUGUGUAUGUGGGAUAAAAAGGGACAGUGCAAUGGGCUGCUGUGUAUGUAUGCCAAUGUUACAAAGAAAAUAAACGAUAAAACU
Molecule: messenger RNA, 2129 nt
Organism: Cololabis saira (Pacific saury)
Lineage: Eukaryota; Metazoa; Chordata; Actinopteri; Beloniformes; Belonidae
Gene: pla2g12b
Product: phospholipase A2, group XIIB
Exons: 4
Coding region: 160-1002 (280 amino acids)
Biological process (GO): triglyceride homeostasis; cholesterol homeostasis; lipid catabolic process
Cellular component (GO): extracellular region
Molecular function (GO): calcium ion binding; A2-type glycerophospholipase activity
Source: RefSeq, a predicted model, not a curated record